UGAGCAGUGUAUACGUUCCGUAUAACGCGGAUAGGUUCAGUUCAGUGUGGCUCAGUCCGUACGCAGCGCGGCCGCGCGCCGCGAUACUAUCCGAUAUUUAAAAACAAACGUGUCGAAAUAAAAGUGAACGUGAUAUUUUUGAGUGAAAUAAAAAACCGUAUGUUUUCAAAAAUGAGGCGGAAUAUCAAGAUAUUGUUUUUGAUUGCUGUGGCGUGGUUUUUCGCGCUGUUUUACUUCAUGCAGACGGAAUCGACGCAGAGCAAGAUACACGAUGAAGAAAACAUCGCGCUUCGUCUUAUCAAACAGCACGCAGACGUUGAAGAUACAGAAAGCAGUCCCGCCUCACCUGAAGACAACUACGGAACUGGAAGUACAGGCAAGACGUACUUUGAUGAAGGCGGCUAUGUCUCCGGAGACAAGAGAGACAAGGACCCCUAUGUACGGAACCGCUUCAACCAAGCCGCAUCCGAUAUCCUGCCUAGCAACAGAGCUAUACCUGACACGAGGAACGCUAUGUGCCGUUUAAAGAAAUACGACGAGGACCUUCCUGAGACCAGUGUUAUAAUAACGUUCCAUAAUGAAGCGCGGUCGACGCUACUUCGCACUGUUGUCAGUGUUCUCAACAGAAGUCCUGAACAUCUGAUAAAAGAGAUCAUCCUCGUAGACGACUUCAGUGAUAACCCUGAGGACGGCGCGUCGCUCCGAGCUAUCCGCAAAGUUCGUGUGAUCAGGAACUCAGCUCGCGAGGGUCUAAUGAGGUCUCGAGUGCGGGGCGCGGACGCCGCCACUGCGCCUGUACUUACCUUCCUAGACUCGCAUGUGGAGUGCAACGUGCACUGGCUGGAACCACUGCUGCAGAGGAUUAAAGAGGAUCCAACUAGGGUAGUGUGUCCAGUAAUUGACGUCAUCAGCAUGGACACGUUCCAGUACAUCGGCGCAUCUGCCGACCUUCGCGGCGGCUUCGACUGGAACCUGGUCUUCAAGUGGGAAUAUCUAUCGCAUGCGGAACGCAGCGCCCGUCUGAGUGACCCAACGCAGGUGAUCCGCACGCCCAUGAUCGCCGGUGGUCUCUUCAGCAUGGACAGGCAGUAUUUCAACAAACUUGGCAAGUACGACAUGAAGAUGGACGUCUGGGGCGGGGAGAACCUCGAGAUAUCUUUCAGAGUAUGGCAAUGUGGGGGAUCACUAGAGAUCGUUCCUUGUUCCCGGGUGGGGCAUGUGUUCAGAAAGCGGCAUCCCUACACGUUCCCAGGAGGGUCGGGGGCCGUCUUCGCGAGGAAUACGCGCCGCGCUGCUGAGGUCUGGAUGGACGAUUACAAGGAACUCUAUUACAGAUCACAGCCUUUGGCAAAGCAAGUCGAUUUCGGAGACAUCUCUGAGCGGGUGCGACUCCGCGAGAAGUUGCACUGCAAGCCGUUCCGAUGGUUCCUGAAGAACGUGUAUCCGGAGCUGCAAGUGCCGACGCUUGAGAACUCGGGUGACGCGCACGUCAUACGCCAGGGUCCGCGCUGUCUAGAUACCAUGGGUCAUCUAGUAGACGGCACGCUCGGCAUGUACCCCUGCCAUAACACGGGUGGUAAUCAGGAGUGGCGAUUCGAAAACGGCCUGAUACGACACCACAGUCUCUGCAUCUCACUUUCACCCGAGGACCGGGUGACUGCUGUCCUGGCCGCCUGCGACCCUACUGACGACGCCCAGAUGUGGCGACGGCAAGGAGAGAUCAUCCGCCACGCGAAGCUUGACGCAUGUCUCGAUGCAAGCAGACCCGCCUUAUACCUAGACCAGUGUGAUCAAUAUAAAUUCAGCCAGCAGUUCUCUUUCUAAUGAAGUUUUUUCAUUUUUUCUGACUGGUAAGACUCAUAUUCGAGUUUGCGUUGUAACAGGGUAUUUUUUUGUUUUAACACCAUUAAUUUGCAGUUUUUAUGAGUGUUAAAGACAACAAUUAUACUUUGUACUUAAUCAGGAUGA
Papilio machaon (common yellow swallowtail) is the source of this 1968-nucleotide messenger RNA. Its product is annotated as polypeptide N-acetylgalactosaminyltransferase 2. The record is from RefSeq and is a predicted model, not a curated record. Gene Ontology annotation, cellular component: Golgi apparatus. Bases 160 to 1824 code for a protein of 554 amino acids. Lineage: Eukaryota; Metazoa; Arthropoda; Insecta; Lepidoptera; Papilionidae. The transcript is spliced from 11 exons.